CCCUGGAACUGACGUCACCACACAGCUGGACAGCUGGAUCGAUAAAUUCUGUCUGGACGCGGAUGUGUUUGUGUUGGUGGCGAACUCUGAGUCCACUCUCAUGAACACGGAGAAGCAUUUCUUCCACAAGGUCAAUGAACGCCUGUCAAAGCCUAACAUCUUCAUCCUGAACAAUCGCUGGGACGCGUCUGCUGCCGAACCCGAAUACAUGGACGAUGACCUUGUAAACAGGAAAAUGACUGAGAGAAAGGAAAUAAAAUCUACAUUGACCUGGCAUAAGGAGGAAUUGGACUCAGGUGUUUGUGAUGUGACCAAUUCUCUGUCAAAUGCUCUACCACAACACCACCUAAGCAGUUUUGCUAGCUGGUGUAGCCUCAUUCAGUAUACUCAUGUAUUCAGAUUUCCUGAUCAUAUGCCCUGAAGAUAAUUGUGAUUGUAUCGCAAACUGUUUAUUUGUGUUAAAAAUGUAAUAAAGCUGCUGGCCAUGUGACCUGAUGAUUUGUCAGCUGUUGUAAUGUCUUCACACACAUUUCCUUUCAUGCACAACCCAAAUUGUGAACGUAGCAAUUGGUGCAUUUUUCAUGAAUUUAUCUAAGAGAAAAAAUUAUGUAAGUUCCUGGUCAUUUGACCUGAUGACAUCAUAAAUUAUACAUGAACCUGACCAAAGCGGGAAUCGAACAUAGUUUUUUUUAAUGAUGUGCCCUGCCCACUAGCGAACUGUCUACCCCAACUCCACCUAAUCAUUGCAUUUUACUUGUGUAGCCUCAUAUAUAUACUCCAAUUCCCUGAUCAUAUGCCCUGAAGAUAAUUGUGAUUGUAUGGCAAACUGUUUAUUUGUUAAUGUAAUAAAGCUGCUGGCCAUAUGACUUGAUGAUUUUACUGCUGUUGUAAUGUGUUCACAG
Sinocyclocheilus grahami is the source of this 902-nucleotide messenger RNA. RefSeq names its product mitofusin-1-like. The transcript has 3 exons. Gene Ontology annotation, biological process: mitochondrion localization; mitochondrial fusion. Lineage: Eukaryota; Metazoa; Chordata; Actinopteri; Cypriniformes; Cyprinidae. The annotation marks the transcript as partial. Gene Ontology annotation, cellular component: mitochondrial outer membrane. The record is from RefSeq and is a predicted model, not a curated record. Gene Ontology annotation, molecular function: GTPase activity; GTP binding.